AUGGCCCAUCGUACCCACCAAAAUGUGCCACUUCAUAAUGGAACUCGUAGGCCUAUCAGCCCAACCGGACCAAUUUGCACCUCCCCUCGCCUCACCCAAACUCACAAUUACAUGCCAGGGUUGGCUGAUAUGCAAAAUCAACAAAGAUUGCGAACCAAUCUCAGCCCAACUAAGCAGACUGCGUCUCACGCCUUACCCAAUUUGUAUGGUUACGGCUCUCCAGUCAAACAACACGCAACUUUGACCCCCAUCGACUCCAACUCCAGUCUUGAAUGGACUCACAGCGUGUCAGAUUUCUCACGUCAAGCUCACGGUCUUCUCGGUGGACAACCGUCGAUUUUUGGUAACACCCCGCUUAACGACAAUCACGCUGCCUUUUCAAACCCUGCCAGCACUGUAUUCAACCCGCCGAUCGUAGAUGACUCCAGCAUGAUUGGGUUAAGUAGUAGCAAGACGGCCAACCGCUCAACUAUUGAUCGAUUGAAUACCCCUACCACGGGGCUUGUGGCGGUGAUUGAUGAUGAUGAUGAACUGCCUCACGAUCUUUUUGAUGACCCAAAAGUAGCUCCUGCCCUUUCGGGUGGACUUGUAACUCGCCAAUUCGAAACAACCUUCAAUGUUUAUCAACUCAUAGACGCCGAACCUGAGAAUGUUCCCAGCCAAAGCAGAAAGCGCACCCGCUCCGCCAAAAAGGCGCCCCCAAAGCCUUCUCGACCCCAAUGGAAAAACUUCAGACCUAUUGUACCUGUGAUACAUACAUUACCAGUCGGCUCUUUCAGCUGGGAUGACUAUCGUGAAAAGAUCUUCAACGCGUGUAACUUACGUCUUGCUGGGAUAUCCAAAGCUCUUGUCGCGGCUCACGAGACAGGUCACUUGGCUAUUCAUGCUUUCAUCAAGGGUACCGAUCGCAACCACAAGUCGUACGGCGGUUAUAUCACCGAUGACAACAGUUUCAGUCGAUUGAUCGUUGCUGUCCUUGCUGCGCCCGCCGAUGCGCACAUGGGUUUCAAGAUCACUCACCCUAACCCCAAAAACAACGAAGAAGUAACUCGAUGUGUGCGCCGCAAGAUCAAGGGAUUCCCUUCAUUGUCUGAAGCGGAAGAUUCUGAGUCCGCCGGGGUGAGUAGUCUCUCUUAA
This is a messenger RNA of Melampsora larici-populina 98AG31, 1137 nucleotides long. RefSeq lists its product as uncharacterized. NCBI's taxonomy places the organism in Eukaryota, Fungi, Basidiomycota, Pucciniomycetes, Pucciniales, Melampsoraceae. The record is from RefSeq and is a predicted model, not a curated record. Bases 1 to 1137 code for a protein of 378 amino acids. The transcript is spliced from 4 exons.